CGGCGCAUCUCCCUUCCCAGUUUUCGUCGGCACGUUCGCACGCGCAGCGAGCCAGUAUUGGACCAGUUGGACCAGGCGCAGCGAGAAGACAGUCGAGACCAGCUGCGCGUGGCGGCCCAGGCGCUGAUCUCGGCAGUCAACGCCGGGAACGCGCCGAUAAGCGAGUUGACCGAGAUUAUCCAGAUGCUCAGCGUGGCGCAGCGGAUGCCGGACACCGUCACGAGUCCCUGCUGCGCCGCCAGCGCGGGAGAAAGUGCGGCGGCUCAGAGCCCGAGCGCGGGCGACGGGGCGCACCACGACUAUCUCUCCGAAUACUCAUCCUCCGCAAUCGUUGCGAGGCCUUGGGGCGGGGGGCGGGCUCCUGCGCCCCCUGUCCGUUCCGGGACUCCGGCCGAGUACCCUGAUCGCUCGCCCAUCCGUGGCUUCCUCAUUGACCUGGACGGGACGAUGUACGAACCCGAGGGCCUCCUCCCCGGUGCCGCCGCCUUUUAUGACUGGUUGAAUGCCUCGCGUACGCCGCACGUCUUCCUCUCCAACACGGGCGCCAAGAAUUCGGGCGGCGUGCAGAAGAAGUUCGGCUCGCCGCCGUUUGAGCUCAGCGAGAAAAAGGUGCCCCUCUCGUGCAUCCUCACCGCCGCGGAGACACAGGUCGACUACCUGCUCAAGGAGGUGCCCCGCGGCGCGCGUCUCUUCGUCGUGUCCGGCGGCAGCGGCACGUGGCGCGAGGACCUCCUCUCGCGCGGCGGCGCCGAGGGCGCGGCGCUGGUUGGGACGUGGGACGUGCGCACCUCGCUGUCGGCUGGCGAGGCCAAGGCGUGGGCGGCGCACCAGGCGCUCUGCCGGCACACUGCAUCAAAGGCGGUGUGGGUCGUGUUUUUUCACGACGGCGAGGUGGGCGGCUCCGGCUCAGAGACCAAGGACUGGAGCUUCGAGCUCGUCUACACAGCGGACGACGCGUACAACCCCUCCGUCGACCCGGACCACCCCGGCCUCGUCUUCCCGCUGCCCGGGCCCGGCAGUAGCAAGCAACUGUACAUGAACGAGCGACACCCUCUCACCACGUCUCGAAUGGCUAAACAUAGGCCCGGGAUGUUCGCCGGGAUGAUGCGCACGCUGAUGUACCCUGCGGGCAGCGAGUCGGUCGCGUGCGCGGGCAAGGGCGGCAACAGGGGCGGCGAGUACAUGAUGGAGCGGGCGCGGCAGAUGCUCGUCGCCCAGGGCCACGACGGAGACCCGUCCACAAUCUGCAUGGUGGGCGACCGCUUCGACACCGACAUCCGCGCAGGCGUCGCUGCGCUCCGCCGCCACUACCCUUCGGACGUCGCAGACUAUUUCGCGAACGGCGUCGGAGAGUUGGUGCCGCAGGCGGCGCGGCCGGACAGCCUGAGAGAGGAGAGCCUCACAGGCUGGUCGAGCCUGAUCCGCUCGGGGCGCGGUGACGCCGCCCGCGCCGCGCUGCGGCCGGUGCUGCAGCGGUACUUUGACGCGAUCGACGUCAACGGCGAUGGCGUAGUCGAUGAGGCGGAGCUCAUGAGCGGGUUGGAGCAGGUGGGGCUAGGCAGGCUGGUGCGGCACAGCGGUGGCGGCCUCUCCUCGUCCCAGUUCUCCCUAUGCGAGUGCGGCGUCGGCGAGUCGACACAAAGUCGGAAGCGCGCCAAGACACCGCUUCAGCACCUGUGCCGCACCCUCCCGGGCGAGAAUGGCUUGUCGCCCCUCGCGUCCCGCGUUGCCGCCACCGCCACUAGCACUGGUGUCGCAAUGGGUGUCGCGGCGUCCUCGGCAUUGGGGUGGUGGGAACUGCCGCGGUACGAGAUGGGCGCGUAUGGCAGCGCCUGAGGAGGCGGCGCACGCCCGCGGAGCAUCCUCGAGGGUUCGACAUGCGCCGCGGGGGGGCGCGCCGAGACGGCGCGGCAUCGAGGCGCUCCCGCAGACUGCGCUGCCUCGGCACGCUGCCUGCCGAGGCGCGCGCACUUUGCACAAGCGGCGAGGCAAUGUCGAGAGGGCAGAGGCGGGGUAGGCAAGCCCAUGUUGCGAUGGCAGAGAGAGCGGGGUAGGUCAUGUUGCGAGGGCAGAGGCGGAGUAGGUGGAGCUCAUGUCGAGAGAGGCUGGGUAGAGAGAGUAGGGUAGAGAGAGGCUGGGUAGCGGGGGAGGGUGACGAGGCAUGCGCCUCGCGCCCGCCCACCAGAAAGAGAGCGCGCCGAUCAGAGAGUGGCGCGUCUGCGCCUUAUGCGCCUAGCGGUAGCGGAGGGGGGGAGAGAUAGAUCAGAGACUGAGGUGUGAGGACCCGUAAGUGAUGUCCCACAUGUUCGGCCUGCCGUCGGGCCAGGAGGCUCCUCAGUGGGCGUCUGUUUUAAUUUGCAUAAUCCAUUAAGUCAAAUUCUGUCAAACACGUCACGCGGGAUCCCCCAGGGCCCCCAGGGCCCACAGGCCCUAGCUGGUUGCGAGGGACGACGACGCCCGCCCCCCUUGUCCGUUCUAGGUUAAAGCCGUAGGUUAGAGUACAUGUUUUGCCAACAAUACACCUAAAAC
Emiliania huxleyi CCMP1516 is the source of this 2529-nucleotide messenger RNA. RefSeq lists its product as hypothetical. The record is from RefSeq and is a predicted model, not a curated record. Gene Ontology annotation, molecular function: calcium ion binding; phosphatase activity. Lineage: Eukaryota; Haptophyta; Isochrysidales; Noelaerhabdaceae. Bases 184 to 1836 code for a protein of 550 amino acids. The transcript is spliced from 8 exons.